CUUCGAUGCACUCAACGUGCUGUGUCGUGACAAGGCCCAUCAGCAAGUUUUUACGCCUGUUUGUUAUGGUUGCACAGCAGCAUACUGCCUUGAUGCAGUAGCACACUGCCUCGAGCAUUCUUUAUAUAUACCUCCAGUUCGCGGUCAAUAUUCAUUGGCAACUUGAAAGCAUACUACUUGCCAUGCAAAUGUGGUCCUGGAACACGCAACCCAAUUCGCAUGCGCAACGCAAGUUCAUCGAACUUAUAUUCGAUCGAACUGGAAAGUAUGCCAACUGGGACCCGCCCUCCGAAAUGCAGGUUGGGUCGUACGGAAGGAUCGACAAAACUACGGGGAACUUGUCCGUCGAAGGCAACAUCUACUCGGAUAAAUUCAGGCCUCUUCUCAUCAAGGCAGGUAUCAACCCUGAAUCUGAUGAGCAUCAUGCCAAAGACUGUCCGGAUGAGUCUGAAUUCACGACUUGGUCUAAGAACGUGAAGCGCAUCGAGAUGAGCGUCGAUUCUCAUGCAGGCGUACCUGGGAUUGCCGCAGCAAGUAUCAAAGGAACAUGGCAGGUUAAGAAAGGCACCACUGGCGCUGUCUUGCUCAUGGAUAACCCUCGCAUGAAACACAUCACGUCUGAUGUUCUUGGGAAACUCGCGAGCAUCAAACUUCUUCAGUCCAUGCAUCUCGUGACGAAGGUGUUUUAUUGUCCUGCGUACUCCUUGUACCUCUCCGAUACAAGCGGCGAAAAGAUCAGUAUGGCUCUUCUGGCUUCCGCGCCCGUUGUGGCGCCCGUGGCCACUCUUGAAACAAAGGCUUCGAUGAGAUGGUGGAGUGACACACAAACUGGAUUAGCACGCCACGGAAGCAAGAUCGAGCAUUGUUUUACCCCCUUGUAUGAACUUCUGCAUGUCAGGCACCCUCGUAACAGGCGGUCAUCGCCAUCCCCAGAACGCACAGGCGAACAGUUGUGGGUUCCCGCUCCCGUCCCGUGGGCACCUCUCCGCGAGGAUGGCACAGAAGUGCCGAUAUACAUCAACGAGAAUACGGAUUCCAGUGACUCUGACUCUGAGGAAGAAUAAGGUCGUCAAGAGCAUGUCGAAAACAAACAUGACUGUCACACGGAAUGCACAUUGUAAAUAGUUUCAAUGCAACAGAAUAUCAUUCUAGUAUAAUCUC
Suillus subalutaceus is the source of this 1161-nucleotide messenger RNA. RefSeq lists its product as uncharacterized. NCBI's taxonomy places the organism in Eukaryota, Fungi, Basidiomycota, Agaricomycetes, Boletales, Suillaceae. The transcript is spliced from 6 exons. The record is from RefSeq and is a predicted model, not a curated record. Bases 183 to 1064 code for a protein of 293 amino acids.